AUCGAUAGUUUUUAUACACCUCUAGCAUUUUUGGCGUUCAAUUUUUUUGCGACAAUUUACAACGUUUUCACCAAUUUAUAAAAAUGGACGUUGACAAAGAUACCAACGUAAGUGGCGUGGAGCUCACCGAAGCCGAAAACGAACUAUAUGAUAGACAGAUUCGACUUUGGGGCUUGGAGUCGCAAAAACGACUGCGCACGGCCAAUAUACUAAUUUCCGGCCUGAAUGGACUGGGUGCGGAAAUUACGAAAAAUAUUAUAUUGUCUGGCGUGAACAUGGUGAAACUGCACGACGACAAACUGAUCACCGAAGAGGAUUUCUGCUCACAGUUUCUGGCGGCGCGUGAAUCGUUGGGCAGCAAUCGAGCGGAGGCAUCGCUGACGCGGGCACGUGCCCUCAAUCCCAUGGUCGAUAUAUCUGCGGAUACGCAACCAUUGAAGGAGAAAUCGUCUGAUUUCUUCAAACAGUUCAAUGUUGUGGUUAUCAGCGGCGAGAGCAACAAGGAACUGCAGCGCAUCGACUCAAUUUGCCAGGAGUUGGGCAUCAAGUUCUAUGCCACCGAUGUUUGGGGCAUGUUUGGUUUUCAUUAUGCCAGCCUUCAAAAGCACAGCUACGUAGAGAACGUUUUCAAGCACAAAUGCAUCUCGAAGCCAAACGAGAAAGUUAAAUAUGAAACUAUCUCCACGCCAAGGCAGUGCGAAGUCGAGUAUCCAACUUACAUAAAUUGGAUUGACUUUGAUAUUACUGCACCCAAGUAUGCGCGUAAGUUGAAACGCGAUGGACCUGGCAUUCUGUUGUUGCGCAUUCUCCAAGUCUUCCGCAGCGAGCAUAAGCGUGAUCCCAGCUACAAGACCAGGGAAUCGGAUAUUACGCUCCUGAAGAAAAUCCGUGAUGAAGUGCUGCCAAAUUCGUCACUGAGCAACGAGGCACUGGAAUUGCUUUUUGCCCAGAUUUCGCCAGCUGUGGCUGUCGUUGGCGGCGUCGUCGCCCAAGAGAUUAUCAAAGUGGUGACCAAAAUGGAGGCACCCCAUCGUAAUUUAUUUAUAUUUAAUCCAGAAACCUGCAUCGGUUAUGUGGAAACAAUUGGCGUCAGAUAAGUCAAUUUAAUUGUUCGAAUAAAGCCGAAUUCUAUGAAUAAUUUCA
Molecule: messenger RNA, 1143 nt
Organism: Drosophila grimshawi
Lineage: Eukaryota; Metazoa; Arthropoda; Insecta; Diptera; Drosophilidae
Gene: Aos1
Product: SUMO-activating enzyme subunit 1
Exons: 3
Coding region: 84-1097 (337 amino acids)
Biological process (GO): protein sumoylation
Cellular component (GO): cytoplasm; SUMO activating enzyme complex
Molecular function (GO): SUMO activating enzyme activity
Source: RefSeq, a predicted model, not a curated record